Molecule: messenger RNA, 823 nt
Organism: Guillardia theta CCMP2712
Lineage: Eukaryota; Cryptophyceae; Pyrenomonadales; Geminigeraceae
Exons: 1
Coding region: 17-610 (197 amino acids)
Source: RefSeq, a predicted model, not a curated record
ACGACACGACGCGACAAUGCAAGGAGCAGGGAGAGGAGCGUGCAUGCGACUCAUGUAUGCAGGACACUCAGGACCGGAGGCAAUGAGAUUCAUGGGUGGCUGCUGUGCCAAGGCAGGACCAGUUGGUGGGCCACUGUCUCUCCGAGGUGGAUUUGGAACUGGCGCCAUGUUCGGAAAAGGAGGAUGGGGCAAAGGGAAGGAAUGCAAGUAUGGACGAUGGGGAGAGUCCGGAAAGGCGAUCGAAUUCACUUCCUCGUACAAGAAUGCCGAUGCGGGAGCUUUUUCCGGAGCUGGAACCGGAGAUUCCCAAGAAGCUCAGUUCACACAGCAGGAGAUGUGGAGGGGCAGAGGUCGCUGUAGGAAGGGGUACGGCAUGGGCCAAGGAGGUUUUGGAACUGGACAAUGCAAAAAAGGCGAUUUUCCAAGGAGUUGCCGUAAGCAAGCCAUGCAUGGAAGCAGGCAGGGUGCCACCGCGGAAGUUGCUGCCUCGAACGAGGCCAACGACUCGUCUCCUUCAAAUGUGCCUGGCAACUGUUGCAAAGGCAGACGAAUGGGACGGAGGAACUGCAGGCAGCCAGCGAUGGCAAAUGCUCCAGGAGAUCAUGUCUAGGAGCCUAUGAAAAUUAGCUCCUCACAGACUCUAAUGGGCGAAAGGGGGCGAGGAGGAGAAUGAGUAAGUUUGUUUCAAGAAAUCAAAUCUUUCGCGGUUUUGAUGCGAUUUCAUGUUGUGCUUAAUUCUUUCUUUCUCUGUGUGUGAAGUGUGUAUCAAGUGAGGAUCGAGCCCAUGUUUCGCUUAAAAAGAAUUCUGAAUACAGAAGUCAUC